GCACCACCAGCCACCACAACUGCACCACCAGUCACCACAACUGCACCACCAGCCACCACAACUACGGCAACUGCGCCACCAGCCACCACAACUACCGCACCACAAGCCACUACAACUACCGCACCACCAGCAGCUACAACAACCGCACCACCAACCACUACAACUACCGCACCACCAGCCACUACAACAACUGCACCACCAGCCACCACAACUACGGCACCACCAGCCACCACAACUGCACCACCAGCCACCACAACUGCACCACCAGCCACCACAACUACAGCACCACCAGCCACCACAACU
Molecule: messenger RNA, 303 nt
Organism: Penaeus indicus
Lineage: Eukaryota; Metazoa; Arthropoda; Malacostraca; Decapoda; Penaeidae
Product: mucin-2-like
Exons: 2
Source: RefSeq, a predicted model, not a curated record